Molecule: messenger RNA, 453 nt
Organism: Didymodactylos carnosus
Lineage: Eukaryota; Metazoa; Rotifera; Eurotatoria; Philodinida; Philodinidae
Source: the annotation of a GenBank genome assembly
AUGGGUGCCCGUUUGUCUACUGGAUCUCCGUCACCAGCACAUGUCCGUAGUGGUAGUACGGCAGCAACAACAACCACAACCGGUUCUUCAACACAUCAUCGCUCACAUCAUCAUGGAGAUGUGCAUCCACAAGAUUCAGACGCUAGUUCCGACGAGGAAUCACCAAGAGCUACUAGAAGAUUACAUCAUUUCUUAUUUGCUUUACGGGGUAAGUUAAACGACAUUCAGUGUCCUGUAUGCAGCAAAACUAUUCCAUCAGAUACAUUUGAUGUUCAUAUAUUACAGUGUUUAUCAAAACCAAGAAUUGAUUAUAAUGAAGACGUGUUGACCGAAGACAAAGGAGAAUGCGUUAUAUGUCUUGAAGAGUUAGAAGAUGGACAAAAAAUUGCACGGUUACCAUGCCUUUGCAUUUAUCAUAAACAAUCGAAUCAUGCCGUUCAUGAUAUGCCUUAG